Messenger RNA from Parasteatoda tepidariorum (common house spider), 1156 nucleotides. RefSeq lists its product as uncharacterized. The record is from RefSeq and is a predicted model, not a curated record. NCBI's taxonomy places the organism in Eukaryota, Metazoa, Arthropoda, Arachnida, Araneae, Theridiidae.
UCAUAUGCAGUGAGAAUGGCCCUCGCAUUAAAAACGUACGCUGUGAUUUUGCAUGCGAGAUUAAAUUUUGUUUUAGGAUCAUUUGUGCCAAAAUAUAAUGCAUGCGAGUAUCAGGUGGAUAAUUUUGGACAUUUUGUAAACAAAUUUGUAUUUGAGCGAUUGGAAAUGGAUGAAAUACACUUAAAAAGACUGUUGGAGGAAAAUAUUUUAAGAGUGGAAAGAGAAAACUGGGAACAAAUUUAUAAAGAAAGCCAAGAAGAAAAUGCAAAAGUAUCAGAAAGAAUCCUUAGAGAAAGUCAAAGAAAGAUCGGAAAUGUAGUCAUUAAGCAAAAGUUUAAGUCAUCCAAAUUCAAAAAGCCGCUAGACUCUAUUAUACAACCUAAUGAAGAGCUAACAAAGCAGUCAACCUGCGAUGAUCGAUUGUUUGAUAUUCAACAUAUUCACUUUUUGAAUCACUAUAAAUCUCAGUUACAGCAGCAACAAUGGGAAUUGCAAAAGAGGCGUUCAGCAUAUGCUAUACCUCUCUCUUUACCAAGUCAAAAAGAUGUAUGUUCUGGUGUCAAAAAUAUUCCUGAGAUCAAUAAAAAGGAAACUAAUAAGGAGAACAAUAAUUUGUUACACAUUGUUUGUAAAGAAGGGGCCAAAAAACUUACUAUACAGAAGCUGCCCAGUAUUAGUAUUUAUAACAAAAGCUAUAAAGAAAAUUCGAACAUUUCAUUCGAAGAAAUUACAGAGUAUGAUGAAGACACUGGAUGUAAAAUGACAGAAUUUCAAGAUGAUUCAACUAAAAUUCCCCCACCUUUUCAACGCCAUAAGAUAGUUACUGAUUCUUUACUUUCUAAAAGAAAUGAGAAUAUGAGAAUUCAUCACCCUGAAAGAUCAGUAUUUGCAGAAGUUAAUAAUUCUCAGACCUAUAUUGACAAAACUUAUUUAAAAACAUUAGUGAGAGAGGUUUUGGAAGAUUCAAAAAGUCCGUCUGGUCCCCAACUUUUUUCAAAACCAAGUACAGAAAAUAUGUGUUCCUUUAAAAUGAACCCUUAUCAAAAUUCAAACUGUCAGUCAUUUGGAAAAAAGGAACAAAAUUGCAGUUGCCAUAUCAAUGCAAGGUAAUAAUUAUACUAUGUUCUUUUACAAUGUGAUUAUUUGUCUCUCAAAA